Messenger RNA from Lodderomyces theae, 1320 nucleotides. RefSeq names its product Ecm331p (gene ECM331). The record is from RefSeq and is a predicted model, not a curated record. NCBI's taxonomy places the organism in Eukaryota, Fungi, Ascomycota, Pichiomycetes, Serinales, Debaryomycetaceae. The coding region runs from base 1 to 1320 and encodes 439 amino acids. The transcript has a single exon. Gene Ontology annotation, biological process: fungal-type cell wall organization. Gene Ontology annotation, cellular component: plasma membrane; fungal-type cell wall.
AUGAAGUUCAAUUCUGCUACCUUAUUUGCUAUUUUAGCCGCUGGCGCAUAUGCCGCUGAUGAAUCGUCUACCUCAUCUGGAUCGGCAUCUGCUUCCAGCGCCUCUUCCAGAUCUGGCUCCCCCACUGCCACCAGCUCCAACUCAAGAUCCACCUCAAACACUUGUUCGUUCUCAAGCGCCACCAUUACCAACGCCACCGCACUUCAACAAGUUGCCUCAUGUUCAACUUUAGAUGGAGAUAUAACCAUCUCGGGUGAUGAGUUUGCCACGAUUGAUUUACCCCAGUUGGAAGAAAUUGCUGGUGACGUUACCAUCACAAACGCCAGAUCUCUUAAUUCGGUCAUUUUGAACCAAUUGACCAGUAUCGAAGGUAAAUUGGCAAUCACAAACAUGACCCAAUUGAUUACGAUUGAUUUGUCCCAAUUGGAAAACUCUAGAGACUUGGAAUUGGUUUCAUUACCUUCUUUUGCCAACUUGAUGUUGAAUCAAGAGAUUGAGGAUGUUGGUAGAUUCACUUUGUCUGAUACUGCGUUGAGCAACUUGAACGUAUUGACUACAUUCACCACUCUCCAAUACAUGAAUAUCAACAAUAACAAAAACAUCACCCAACUUCAAUUUCCAAAUUUGAAAAGUGUCUCUGAUGCAUUGAUUUUAAGUUUCAACAAUGACGAUGCCGUGGUAGAGUUGAAUGAGUUGCAAUGGGCUUCCAACUUGACCAUUCAAUCAGUGCGGGCAUUUUCCGCUAAUGACUUGCAAAACGUUAAUGGCACUUUGCAAUUCAGUUAUAACGUAUUCAACGCAUUGAACCUCUCCAAUUUGUCUUAUGUUGGAUCAAGCUUGCAAGUGUUUGCACAUGAUGAAUUAGCAUCUCUUGAUUUUUCAAACUUGAGAGAAAUCGGCGGCGAGUUGAGUUUCUUCAACAAUUCCGAUUUACAUGACAUGUCAAAUACUUUUCCAAGGUUGCAGACAGUUGAAGGUGCAGUUGCCAUUAGUGGAGACAUUUCUAAUUUGACCAUGAGCAGUUUGCUGAGAGUUGUAGGUGAUUUCCAAUUGAAUUCAACCUCGGAAGACUUCGAUUGCUCUGAAUUUGAUCAAUUACACGACGAUGGUGAUAUUGAGGGCCAUAACUACAUCUGCUCAACUUCUGGCUCCGACAGCACCUUAUCAUCAGCAACUGGCUCCGAAACCGGCUCUUCUUCAACCAAUUCAGGCUUUAGUGGAGAUGGAGAUGCCUCAAAUAGAUCAAAUGCCAGCAACAAAUUGAUUAUCUCAAGCUUGUUGAUGCCUAUUGGAUUAAUCCUUGCCAUUGCCAUGUUGUAA